CGCCGCCCGCGGUCGCGAAGGGCCGCAAAGCCAAGCGCGGCCCCGGGGCGCCCCCGGCUCGCGCCCUCGGGCCCCCGGCCCCCGCCGCUCGGGUCCCCGCCGUGACCCUCUCCGUGACCUCGGUGGCCACCUCGCGGAUCAGCCACACGGACAGCAGCUCCGAUCUCUCCGACUGCGCCUCCGAACCCUUGUCCGAUGAGCAGCGCCUGCUCCCCGCCGCCAGCAGCGACGCCGAGUCCGGCACCGGCUCCAGUGACCGGGAACCCCUGCGCGGGGCCCCCACGCCCAGCUCCGGACCCCGCGGGCCGCCGCCGGGCAGCCCCGAGCCCCCCGCGCUGCUCGCGGCGCCCCCUGUCGCCGGUGCCUGUCUCGGGGGCCGAAGCAGCCCGGGCAGGGGCCCCUCGGGGUCUCCCGGGCCCGGUUCUCAGGAGGAUGUUGGGGGCCGGGCGCCACCGGAGCGGAUGGUUCUCGGGACCGCCAAGGAGCCAGGCUUGGGCGAACAGCCCCGGCUCUUGGUGGUGGCCGAGGAGGAGGAGUUGCUGAGGGAGAUGGAGGAGCUGCGCUCGGAGAACGACUACCUCAAGGACGAGCUGGAUGAACUCCGUGCAGAGAUGGAAGAGAUGAGAGACAGCUAUCUAGAAGAGGACGGCUACCAGCUGCAGGAGCUGCGGAGAGAGCUGGACCGAGCUAACAAGAAUUGCAGAAUCCUGCAGUACCGACUCAGGAAGGCUGAGCAGAAAAGCCUGAAGGUGGCGGAGACGGGGCAGGUGGACGGGGAACUCAUCAGAAGCCUGGAGCAGGACUUGAAGGUCGCCAAAGACGUGUCUGUGAGAUUGCACCACGAGCUGGAGACCGUGGAGGAGAAGCGCGCCAAGGCUGAAGAUGACAACGACACGCUCCGGCAGCAGAUGAUCGAGGUGGAGAUAUCCAGACAGGCACUUCAGAACGAGCUGGAGAGACUCAGAGAGAGUUCUCUGAAGAGAAGAGGCAGCCGAGAAAUAUACAAAGAGAAGAAAACUGUUAACCAGCAGAAUGGUGGAAUGGAACGCCCUGGGAACUACAGGUUGGCCACCAAAACCCAAAGGAAGCUGGCACCAAGGCGCAAGGAUGACAGUGCGGAUUUGAAGUGCCAGCUUCAGUUUGCCAAAGAGGAAGCCUCCCUGAUGCGCAAAAAGAUGGCCAAGUUGGGGCGGGAGAAGGACGAGUUGGAGCAGGAAUUGCAGAAGUAUAAGUCCCUCUAUGGUGAUGUGGACAGUCCCCUCCCAACAGGGGAAGCUGGCGGGCCCCCCAGCACCAGGGAGGCAGAGCUGAAGCUGCGGCUGAAGCUGGUGGAGGAGGAGGCCAGCAUCUUGGGCCGGAAGAUCGUGGAACUGGAGGUGGAAAACCGUGGUCUCAAGGCAGAGAUGGAGGACAUGCGGGUUCAGCACGAGCAGGGAGCAGGCAGGGACCACGUGCCGAGCAUUCCUACCUCACCCUUCGGAGACUCGCUGGAGUCCUCCACGGAGCUCCGCCGGCACCUACAAUUUGUGGAGGAGGAAGCUGAGCUGCUGAGGAGAUCCAUAUCUGAGAUAGAAGACCACAAUCGGCAGCUGACCCACGAGCUGAGCAAGUUCAAGUUUGAGCCUCGCCAGGAGUCAGGGUGGCUGGGGGACGGCGUCUCUAAGGGCCCCGGGGCCAGCAUUCCCCUACAGGAGGAGCUGAAGUCAGCCAAGCUGCAGAUCGAUGAGCUCAGCGGGAAGGUGUUGAAGCUGCAGUAUGAGAACCGGCUGCUGCUGUCCAAUGUCCAGCGGUAUGACCUGGCUGCACAUCUGGGGCUACGUGCUCCGAGCCCCCGAGACAGUGACGCCGAGAGCGACGCAGGCAAGAAAGAGAGCGAUGGGGAAGAGGGCCGCCCGCCCCAGCCAAAGCGAGAAGGCCCUGUCGGUGGGGAGAGUGACUCAGAGGACAUAUUUGAGAAGACCUCAGGCUUCGGCAGUGGAAAGCCAUCUGAGGCGAGUGAGACAUGCCCAGCAGAACUCCUGAGGGCCCGGGAGGACACCGAGUGCCUGGUGACCAUAAAACACGAGGCCCAGCGGCUUGAGCGGACCAUGGAGCGCCUCAUCACCGACAUGGAUGGUUUCAUGGAUUCAGGCCUCCAAAGUGAAGGCGAGGGCAGCCCCAAGGAGCCCCACUUGUUGGAGACCAUCAACACAAGGAUGAAGGCUUUCAGGAAGGAGCUGCAGGCCUUCCUGGAGCAGAUGACGCGGAUCGUGGAUGGUCUGUCGCCCCUGUCCCACCUCACAGAGUCCUCCAGCUUCCUCUCCACCGUGACUUCUGUGUCCCGGGACUCCCCCAUCGGGACCCUGGGGAAGGAGCUGGGCCCGGACCUGCAGUCCAAACUGAGGGACCAGCUGGAGUGGCAGCUCAGUCAGGAUCGUGGGGAUGAGCGAGAGGGCCCUCGCCUCCGAGCCGCCAGGGAGCUGCACCGCCGUGCUGAUGGGGAUUCCGGCAGCCAUGGGCUGGGAGGCCAGAGCUGUUUCAGCCUAGAGCUCAGGGGCUCCCCCGUUUUACCUGAGCAGAGUGUGUCGGUAGAAGAGCUACAGGGCCAGCUCGCGCAGGCGGCCAGACUGCAUCAGGAGGAGACAGAGACGUACACAAACAAGAUCCGUAAGAUGGAGGAGGACCACCUGUAUGCCUUGCGUUGGAAAGAGCUGGAAAUGCACAGCCUGGCCUUGCAGAACACCCUUCACAAGCGAACCUGGAGUGACGAGAAGAAUCUGCUGCAGCAGGAGCUCCGGUCCUUGAAGCAGAACAUUUUCCUCUUCUAUGUCAAGCUCAGGUGGCUGCUGAAGCACUGGCGACAAGGGAAGCAGAUGGAGGAGGGAGGAGAGGACUUGGCGGAGAGUGAACAUGCAGACAGUGCGCAUGGACUUGCUGAGCUUGAAGUCCAGGGCAGUCACCAGACGGCAGGAGCCGACCAAGAGGAUUCCGACCGAAGCUGCGGCCUUCCCCUGGGAGAGCAUGGCCCACAGUCGCCGGGACAGACAAGUGAACGUGGAUCACGGUUGCCGGCUGCAGAUGGGGGACCACUCAACAGGCAGGUGGCGGAGAAUCAGCAGCUGUUCAGGGCCCUCAAGGCCCUGCUGGAGGACUUCCGUUCCGAGCUCCGUGAAGACGAACACGCCCGGCUGCGCCUGCAGCAGCAGUAUGCCAGCGACAAGGCUGCUUGGGAUGUGGAGUGGGCUGUGCUCAAGGGCCGCCUGGAACAGCUGGAGGAGAAGACUGAGAAGGGCCUGGGGGAGCUGGAUUCCUCUGCCAAGGGCAAUGGUGCCCUGAGAAAGGAGAGAGAGGCACACCAGAAGCUGCUGGCUGACAGCCACGGCCUGGUCAUGGACCUGCGUUGGCAGAUCCACCUCCGGGAGAAGAACUGGAAUCGAGAGAAGGUGGAGCUGUUGGAGCGUCUGGACAGCGAGCGGCAGGAGUGGGGGCGACAGAAGGAGGAGCUCCUGUGGCAGGUGGAGCAGUUACAGAAAGAGAACAGUCCCCGGAGAAGCGGUGGUUUCCUCUGCAGUCCAAAAGAGGACGAGGCCCGCCCUUUUCCACACCAAGGAGGGCUCCGUACACCCCGACCCACGUCCAUGUGGCCCCAUGCAGACACCGACUCUCUCCCAUUUGAGAACCGGCCACUCUCCAAACUGAAGGAGUCGGACAGGUGCUCGGGCAGCGAGAACCUGUACUUGGAUGCACUCUCCCUGGAUGAUGAAGCUGAGGAUACGCCACCCCUCAGGAAUUGCCUUGCUGAGGAAGAAGAAAGUCGCAAGGGAAAUCUUCAAAGGGCUGUGUCUGUGUCCUGUAUGUCUGAGUUCCAGCGUCUGAUGGAUAUCUCCCCAUUCCUACCUGAGAAGGGCCCACCAUCUGCCAGCAGCAAGGAAGAUGUCACUCCACCCCUGUCUCCCGAUGACCUGAAGUACAUAGAGGAGUUCAACAGCAAAAACUGGGACUACACAUCCCACAGGGCUGGGCCCAGCAGGCCUUCAGACCUCUGGGCAGACAGGACCGAGGUGGGGCAGGUAGGACACGAAGCCACCACUGAGCCUUUCCCCGAUUCCUCCUGGUACCUGACCACGAGUGUCACCAUGACUACAGACACCAUGACCAGCCCAGAGCACUGCCAGAAGCAGCCACUGCGGAGCCACGUCCUCAUGGAGCAGUCUGGGGUUCAUGUACUGCACAGCCCGCCUGCCAUUCGCCGGGUCGACAGUCUAGUGUCUGGGGGUGAGGGCAGGAGCAGAGUGGACCCUGAGGGCCCCUUUCCCAUGAGCAGAGCAAGAGGGAACCUGGCAGAUGCCAAGGGAGGCCAUCCGGAACCUGUGCUCAACAGGUGGUCUUGCACCCCACCCAGACACCCUCGAGACUAUGUGGAGGGGUCUCUCCACCCCCUGGACAGACCCACCUGCCCCUCCCUGGGAUUUGCCUCCCCACUGAACAGCUUAGACAUGUCUAAGAACAUGAGUGACGACAUGAAGGAGGUAGCCUUCUCUGUCAGGAAUGCCAUCUGCUCCAAUCCCACGGAGCCACAAGUCAGGGAUAUGGCCUGCCAGACCAAUGGGUCCAGGACGGCAGGGACACAGACAGUCCAGACAAUCAGCGUGGGCCUGCAGACCGAGGCCCUCCGUGCCAGCGGCGUCACCAGCAGCCCCCACAAGUGUCUCACGCCAAAAGCCGGAGGUGGCACCACCCCUGUGUCUUCUCCUUCCCGAAGCCUUAGGAGCCGACAGGUGGCCCCUGCCAUCGAGAAGGUGCAGGCCAAGUUUGAACGCACCUGCUGCUCCCCAAAGUACGGUUCUCCCAAACUUCAGAGAAAGCCCCUCUCAAAAGCUGACCAGCCAAAUAGCAGGACCUCACCAGGCAUAGCCCAGAAAGGGUUCAGUGAGUCAGCCUGGGCCCGCUCCACCACCACAAGGGAGAGCCCCGUGCACACCACCAUCAACGAUGGCCUCUCCAGCCUCUUCAACAUCAUCGACCACAGUCCUGUGGGGCUGCGGGCUGGGAGCCGGUCCCACUCAGCGGAACCCCGACAGGAGCUGGGUCCAGGCCAGGAAACGGGCACCAGUUCUCGGGGAAGGUCGCCCAGCCCCCUAGGGGUGGGCUCAGAGGCAUGCAGGGAGGAUGGGGGAGAGAGCACACCAGUGAGGCAGGACUUGUCUGCCCCCCCUGGCUACACACUCACUGAGAACGUGGCCCGGAUCCUCAACAAAAAAUUGUUGGAGCAUGCCUUAAAGGAGGAGAGGAAACAGGCCGCCCAUGGCCCCUCGGGCCUCACCAGCGACAGCCACGCUGGAGAAGCAGCACCAGCUGAACCAGGAUCCAUGGAGGAACUACCUUGUUCUGCGCUCGCACCAUCCCUAGAGCCCUGCUUCUCCAGGCCAGAAAGACCAGCAAACCGCCGCCUUCCAUCCCGUUGGGCCCCGCCUUCCCCCGCUGCCUCCCAGUCUCAGUCACCCGGAGACCCUGUGUCGUCGGAGGACCACGGUGAGGAGGAUCCGACAGAGGAGAAGCCACACCUGUGACGUGAUGCAAGUUUGCACGGAUCAUCCCGGGAAUGAAUCCCUGUAAUGCAGAACCAGACCAUCACCACCAACCGACCUCUGCCGGGAAGGAGAGCUGUAGCUUCCUCAAGGUCAAAGGAUGUCUUUACACAUACACGGCUGCUGAAUGUUCAGCCUGGUAACCUGAGAUGUUUCGGGAAUGAAACAGUUAAGCGUGCCUGUAAUAAUUUUUUUCAUAGCUCAGAAAACUAUUUUUGUCUCCAUCUUUUUUUACACACAAUAUAUUAAACAAAAAAAAAGGUAAAUAAGAUAUAAAUAGAUUUAAGAGUUUUAAAAUGUACAUUUUAAGAGAUUCCCAACACCCUUGUUCUCGAUCCUGACUGCCUCUGUUAAAUUUGCACUGUUCCAUUUUGCUUGGGUUUCUCUGUGUUGAGAUCAUCGUGUUCUAAGUUAAAUUUUGUUUUGUCCAGUAUUAAUUUUUUUAGGAGUCUUUUUUUAAUGCUUCGGACCAUCUAACUCAGUGAACUCUUUGUAGUGAAAAGGCCAUGAGGCCAGAAGACAAGCGUGUCUGUGACCUGGAAGGAUGCAGGUCAGCAUUCCUGCAACGGUACGGAGCCCCUCAGAUGGACUUAAGGCUCACUGUAGGACACGUCUUCUGCUCGGCCUGGCGGCGCGUCUUCGGGCACCUGUACAUACACCGCUCCGUCCCUGCCAUCACCUGUGUGUGCGUCCGUCUGGCCCACUGUAACUCGUGACGUUCCUUGUACUGUACUGUACUGUUGGUCCCCUUGUUCCGCUGAGACAACAGCACCAUUUUUAAAUUAUUGUUAAAACAUUAGCUGACGGUGUACAACGCUCACUCAAUAUUUUCUUGUUUAAGGAAAAGCACUACAAAAAAAAAAAAUCAUGCGGAUGCCAAAUUGAGACAAAUGAUGGUGCCUCAGAGUCUGUCUGAGACUGUGAUGACACAGAAAUAAAGUCCUUCCAAGGAGA
Molecule: messenger RNA, 6521 nt
Organism: Psammomys obesus (fat sand rat)
Lineage: Eukaryota; Metazoa; Chordata; Mammalia; Rodentia; Muridae
Gene: Mtcl1
Product: microtubule crosslinking factor 1
Exons: 16
Coding region: 462-5549 (1695 amino acids)
Biological process (GO): establishment or maintenance of epithelial cell apical/basal polarity; microtubule bundle formation; regulation of autophagy
Cellular component (GO): midbody; lateral plasma membrane; apicolateral plasma membrane
Molecular function (GO): microtubule binding
Source: RefSeq, a predicted model, not a curated record